This is a messenger RNA of Wallemia mellicola CBS 633.66, 1241 nucleotides long. RefSeq lists its product as hypothetical. The record is from RefSeq and is a predicted model, not a curated record. Gene Ontology annotation, biological process: phospholipid homeostasis. Gene Ontology annotation, molecular function: aminoacyltransferase activity. NCBI's taxonomy places the organism in Eukaryota, Fungi, Basidiomycota, Wallemiomycetes, Wallemiales, Wallemiaceae. Bases 110 to 1138 code for a protein of 342 amino acids. The transcript is spliced from 3 exons.
UUUGCUCCAUAUUUAUCCUAUAUGCAUGGUGCGUAGUCUAUGAAAUCAUAGGAAAAAUUCGAUUGUCCAGGGUAAUCAUAGUCUGCUCCUUCGACAGAAACUACGAAGAAUGAAAUCAGAUAUCACAGACAGUAUUAGUAAUAGUUACAAUCAACCUGCAGGUCCAUCCUGGUUAGACCAGCGUUAUUUAGUCUGGAAAGAAUUUGGCAAAAAUCAGCACACUUCAGAAAGCAGCUCCUCAGAAGAUGACGAAGAGGAUACAGAUAAAGGCGUAAAAGAAGCUAUACAGGGAUACACUCAACACAAGAAUUAUGUUAUAGCAUGGGGUUCUCCCCUCUGCGAUAAGACUCGUUGGCCUAUAGUGUCUAGAAAGUUUAUACACUUCUGCCAGUCUAAUGGCUGGACCUGUGUAUGGACCUGUGUAGAGUCAGAAUUCGAGCAUGUACUCGCAGAAGCUGAGCUUAAUUGGUCUAGUUUGUCUUGCAUACGUCAGGAUAUUGUAGAUCUCACACAUGUCAACCUUACACGUUCAAGAGAUGUACGCAACAACGUCCGUAGAUCGAAUAAAGCAGGUCUGGCUGUGCAGGAAGCACUCGAGAUCGUCGAUGCGGAUAAAACAGCAGUAGAGCAAGGUAUACAUGAUUGGAAGAAGAAGCGUACAGGAUUACAGAUCGCCACCCAAGAUUUGCAGCCCUGGGUUGAUCUCAAACAUCGUCGUGUUUUCUAUGCCCGUCAUCUUGAAUCCGGGAAGAUUUGGGGUUUCACUGUAAUUGCAAAAAUUUCGCAAAAUUGCCAACAAAUUGAACACUCAGUGACUUUUCCAAACGCCCCACGCGGUAUCAGUGAGCAUCUUCUUCAUGACGUCCUUGAAACUCUUCAAUCGGAAGGUACACUUUACUGCAGUUUCGGAAUAAGUGCGGCCGAUAAGCUCGUACCUACAAAUAAUCUUAGUAGCAUGCGAAUGGCUUGGUUAUCAAAGAUGUACAAUUCUAUAGUUGCAGCAACAGGCCUCACUAAUAGAGGUGCAUUCCGCGAGAAAUUUGAUGUCGAUCAUCAACCACUCUUUAUCUGCUACCCUAAAGGUAAAUUUGGAACAGAAGCUUUGAAUGCCCUCAUGAAGAGUGUGCAUACAAAGUAAUUUUUACAGUUAUGUUUUCAUUGCCCACUUUUUAAUUCGGAUAGAUUUUGACACUCCACUCUUCACAACUAUAAAUAUACCCCAAACUAGAUUACGACUUAAA